CCUACUACUUCAGCAUCAAUUAAGAUGCGAGAUGAUUAUAAUUCCAGUGAGCCAUUGUCUUCUAAUUUCAACUAUGUGCUAAGCUUACACACUUCAUGCCCAGCCUGCAGUAGGCCUACCGGUCACAAAUAAUUUUUCCAUGGGUAUUUUGUCCACAGAAAACGAGUGACUGGCAUGUCUACAUUAUACAUAAAAUGUAAAAUAUGGAACACUGCAGGUCAGGCGGUGACACCAUGCUGUUGUUACAGUAAAAAAGUGUUGUUGAUAGGCCAUUCCUUCGCCCGACGUGCAGGAAAGUUGUGUCCCUUUAAAAUAGGAAAUGUGGUUAUAAACGCCAGCGGGGUGUCUGGAGGAGGAGUCAAGAACCUUGUUCAUACCUGGGAUGAAGUUGGCGAGGAAAUGAAACCGGAUAUAGUGUAUAUCCAAUCGGGAGAGAAUGACAUCGGAUCAUUACCCUGGAAAGACAUUGCUGACACUCUCUUCCGAUUCGCAGAGGCCAUCAGCAGCGAAAAGAUCAAGGUCGUCAUUGGCAGCAAGUUCAAACGAUACAAAUUUAGAAAUCCCCGGAUGACCCUGGCAAAAUAUAACACAUACCGUAAACAGAUAAACAAGUAUAUAAAGAAGAAGUGCCGUGAAACAAAUGGAACAGCCAAACGCAUACGCUUCUGUAGAAUGUUCAAACCCUACCAGACAAAGGAUCGGUUCCUAGAAGAUGGCGUCCAUCUGACUCCUGCAACAGAAUUGCUGUGGGUCAAAAUGAUCGGGACGUACUGUGAUAAGAAAGUUGAUAUGAAGCUGAAUGUACGAUCGUGAUCGAUUUUGUUUUCACUAUGCUCAAAUUUGAACUGCUGUUUAUAUUGGAAAUAAAUUAAUUUUGUUGAAACCUUU
Pecten maximus is the source of this 888-nucleotide messenger RNA. RefSeq lists its product as uncharacterized. The transcript has 2 exons. NCBI's taxonomy places the organism in Eukaryota, Metazoa, Mollusca, Bivalvia, Pectinida, Pectinidae. The record is from RefSeq and is a predicted model, not a curated record. Bases 175 to 813 code for a protein of 212 amino acids.